Rotaria sordida is the source of this 1002-nucleotide messenger RNA. The record is from the annotation of a GenBank genome assembly. Lineage: Eukaryota; Metazoa; Rotifera; Eurotatoria; Philodinida; Philodinidae.
AUGAGAGUUGCUUGUGCUUUUCGUCCAUUUCCAGCCAACUACAAACCAACAUGUGAUGCUACUUUACCUGGUACACCCACUCCGAAUUAUCCUUUACGUACAUCAUCAUCAAUUCCAUUUACUCAUACACAACAACGACAAUCAACUAUAAUACAUGUUAAUGGUAUUCCAUAUAUAGUUAUUCGUUUAAUCGGUGAAGGACUUCAUAGUCGAGUUUAUGCAGCAUAUGAUCCUCGAAUAAAUCAAUCCGUAGCAAUAAAAGUAGUUCAAAAUAUUGAUCCAAUUGAUAGGCAUGAACAUUCAAAAAUGUUUUUCAAAGAAAUACGUUAUUUAACAAAAUUACAAUCACGUAAUCCAUAUGUUAUUCGAGUUUAUAAUCAUGAAUAUGAUAGUAAAACACAAACGGGUAAAAUUGUUAUGGAAACUGGCCAUGAUUUUCGUUUUAUGUUACCAUUACAAGCAUCACCAAAAGAAAAAAAAAUGACAAUACCACAAGCAAAAUUUUAUUGGUCUCAAAUGGUUGAAGCUGUUGCAAUACUACAUCGAAAUGGAAUUGUUCAUUCAGAUAUUAAACCAGAAAAUUUUAUUUUGACACCUGGUGGACAACUUCGUAUUAUUGAUUUAGGUCUUUCUUUUCGUAUGUCAAAAACAGAAACAUCAGUAUUAAGACCAUUUGCAGGUACACCUGAAUAUAUGCCACCAGAAGUAUGUCAAAUUCAAAAUGGUCAUUAUUCUCGUCAAGGUCGAGCAUCAGAUAUUUGGGCAUUAGGUGUUCUUCUUUUCGAAAUGGUCUUUGGCUAUCGACCAUUUGAACAUGUUAAGGAUAAUUUUGACAAAAUGUCUCAUAUUUCCCGAUUAAUCGAAAAUCCAGUCAUUCCACCAACAAAUAAUCCACAUCUACGUGAUAUUCUUCAACAAUGUUUACAAAUAAAUCUAGAUCGACGUCCUAGUGCUCAACAAAUUUUACAACAUUCUUUUUUUAAUUUUGAAACUAAUUUAUAA